AUAAAUCUUAGAUUCCUCAAUAAUUUAUAAUAUCUUGCAAAAAGAUUGUGUUCGGUAUUAAUUGAAAAAGCCCCAACAACUACAACAUGACCCAAGACAUACUCAUGAGCAGUGAUGAGCCUGUGGCCCACACCAGUGACACAUCCAGCAAACAAUUGCAACAAUUCUGUUUGCUGGCCAAGACGGCGCAUGGUUCUGCCAUUUUGGAGUUGAUCAAACAAGUCCUGGAGGCACCGGGUGUAUAUGUUUUCGGUGAGCUGUUGGUGAUGCCCAACAUUGAGGCGCUCAAGGAGGGUGACAAUGUCAAGUAUUACAACACCUUGAAUUUAUUUGCCUAUGGCACCUAUAAACAAUAUCGCCAAAAACCUGAGGAUUAUUUGGAGCUAACGGCGGCAAUGCAAAAGAAGUUGCAACAUUUGACCAUUGUUUCGCUGGCCAUACAAAACAAAUCGAUACCCUAUGAAAUGCUCCUGGAGGAGUUGGAAAUCGAUAAUGUUCGUCAUUUGGAAGAUGUCAUCAUUGAGGCCAUCUAUGCAGAUAUUAUUCAUGGAAAGCUGUUCCAGAAUAAUCGCUUUCUGGAAAUCGAUUAUGCCCAGGGUCGUGAUAUACCACCCGGUUAUACAACAAAGAUUGCUAAAACCCUACAGGAUUGGGUCGAUUCAUGUGAUGCCAUUUCCAAUUGCAUUGUCGAACAGAUAAAACAUGCAAAUGCCGAGAAAUCAAAGAAGCUGGAUAAUAAAAAGCAAAUUGAACAAAAGAUAUUUAAUUUGAAGAAAGUUUUCAAAACUCAAAUUAACGACAACGAUGAUGCCAUGCAAAUCGAUUCACGGGAAACAACAACCUCAUCCACCAGCCAGGAGGCAGCGCGCAAGAAAAGUUCCAAAGUUAAGCCAUCACGAUCUGCGGUUUGAAAGGAUUCCGGUGACUGGUUGCGGAAUACUAAGUGUGUCGCUGAAAUGGACAGCAUCUCGAUUUAUGAAUAUUCAAAUUAUGAACACGCUCGCUCAUCCAAUAUAAUUUGCCAAUAAAAUAUCAUUUUUGGAAUUUAAUUUAA
Molecule: messenger RNA, 1054 nt
Organism: Musca domestica (house fly)
Lineage: Eukaryota; Metazoa; Arthropoda; Insecta; Diptera; Muscidae
Gene: CSN7
Product: COP9 signalosome complex subunit 7
Exons: 5
Coding region: 87-911 (274 amino acids)
Biological process (GO): COP9 signalosome assembly
Cellular component (GO): COP9 signalosome
Source: RefSeq, a predicted model, not a curated record